UUCUGUUUGAUGAAUUCCCAUGUCAAUUUAUGGCUUCUUGAUGCAUAUUUGAAUAAUGGGUAUUUUACAAUUUUCUUUAGUAUUUAGGAUUUCACCCAAUUCUAGUAUAGUUUUUGUUAACGUUAAGUGCGAGUUGAUUUGUUCUAAAAAGAUGCUUCGAAAUGGAGAGGGUUUUGAAAUCGGGUUGGUGCAAAGCUCUAUUUGUGAUAGAUUUCUGGGAUUUCUUUUACGUGUUAUAAAUGAAUCAAGGAAUAGUUCCUUGACAAUGUUUUCUAGUUCAUGUGAAAGUCGAUUGGAAUUAGGCCAUCACUGAUCCGAUUAGUUUCUGCAGUAUUUGAUUCUAAUACCUAUUUGUUUCUGAACUGUUCAAAGUCUCGUUGGGGACAACGAUAUUGAUUUGAAUCAUCCACCAACAUUUUUGAAUCCUUCUUAUGCCUAAAAUGCAUGGGGCCAGUUAGGAGGGAGAUGAUAUACUACAACUUCAAUCCUAUCCUGGUAGGCAUGACAUACAGUACGAUCACCGUUACCUGAAUUCUGAAUUGGAUCGUAUCAUCCCAAGUGGAUUGUUUGUGAUCCAAUUCAUGAAGCCUUAUGUUCUAGUUUUUGGCUUCUCAUCUCCCAGAUAGUAUAGGAUUCAUGAAAUGUUUUAGGUUCCAAUUAGUCGUAUUGUGUUUGUACUAAGUGAAUUGUGGAAUACUGCCUUUUAAAUUACGUUCCAGACAAGUAGUGAUUUGCAUUCUAUUUCCUGUUGCUUGUAUUGGAUCGAUCUGCAUUCCAAGUAAUACUAGGCAUGAUACAAUGCAUUUUUGUAUAUUACUUGGACUGAUAAAACAUUAACAAGUUGUUGCCUAUAUGCAUAUUACUCGGACUUCUUGAGUUACGGUCGUGGAUGUCGAAUAUGGAUAUAUGACUGAAACGGCCUUGAGAAAUGCAGGAUCAUCCAAGGAUGCCACCGUCGGAGCAAGGUUUGAAUCCGAAGUCACGGAAGAAGAAAAGCUCGACAAACAAAUCAGCAUUGCUUCCGAUAGAACGGAAUGAUUUCAAAGAAUCUGUACCAUCAAAAACAGGGAAAAAGACAUCCAAAAGGAACUCGAAGAAAGAAAUGUCUCCAGUAUUUCAACAACCAGAGAGAUCGAAUUCGGAUUCAUUACCGGAGUCUUCGACAUCGGGAAACGAAUACCGGGCACUGAGGAGAAAGUAUUUGCUGCUAGAGGAAGAAAGCUUUGCAAUGGGUAAAGAAAUGAAAGAAGUGGAAGAUGAAGUGAAGGCACUUGAAGAUGAGAAGCUUGCCCUGCUGGAUCAGCUUGUUGUAUUAGAGGGUCUGAUUGAUCCAUCAGAGAUGCAAUCUCAGGGAGUUUAACUGUAAUAACGAACUUUUCUGUUCUUUUUUUUUUUUUGGGGGGGGGGGGGUAAUUGUUGUUCCAAAUUACAUGCUUUGUAUAUUGCUUUGGGAUACAAUCCUUUAAGAUGGAGUGUUGAUGUUUGAUCUGCUGCCCUGGUCCUACUUUCAAGUGCAUUUAAUUGAUGUAAAAAAUAGAUGUUAAGAAAACCAAUAAUAUAUAUACACUAGCUUAUAUUAUAGUAUAAUUAUGAGUGAAAAAUUUUAUAUGACAAAUAUAAUGAAAUCAAAUGAUAUUAUCUUUUU
Gossypium raimondii (Peruvian cotton) is the source of this 1645-nucleotide messenger RNA. RefSeq lists its product as uncharacterized. The record is from RefSeq and is a predicted model, not a curated record. The coding region runs from base 929 to 1360 and encodes 143 amino acids. Lineage: Eukaryota; Viridiplantae; Streptophyta; Magnoliopsida; Malvales; Malvaceae. The transcript has 2 exons.